UUUUUUUUUAUUUUUAUUCUCUGUCAUUCUCUUUUUAUCUGUGUGUCUUUUUCUUUUUCUUUUUUUUUUACUGACUGGUUAAUUUAUUUUGUGAUUACAUUAAAUAUUGAUAAAAAAAAAGACAAACUAUUAUCAAUAUGAUGCCACAACAAUAUCAACCUAUUAAAUUACCAACUCCAACUGGACAUCAACAGGCAAUAGACCAACAACGGCAACAUAUAUUUAUGCAACAACAACCACAAACAUCGUCUUCUUUACGAUACCAAUCUUCUGCUCCUUCGUAUAUUGGAGUACCGUCGUCUCAAACACAAGGUGUAUAUACAAGCUAUCCAGCAAGACUUUUACAAUCGGAAGAUAAUGCACUAUUACUACCUUCAAGUUAUCUAAGAAGAACAGGUGGUGGGUCUGAUGAUGAAUUUGACGAUAAUGACUCUGAAGUUGGAUCACGGACAACAACGCCUAUUACUUCUAGUACAAGAUCUAGAACAUUGACAACGAAAAUGGAAACAGAGAUUGAUGUUGGUGAUGAUUUUUCUUCGUCUGGAGGACAAAUGAAAGCCAUUCCAGUGGGGGUAGCCAAAGAAUAUAUGAAUUUACCAAAGAAUAUGCGAACAAAAAGUCAAUUAUUACCUAGUCAACAAGAUAUCGAUCGAGCUGCUGCUAUGAAUGAAGUACUGGUACCAAUUCGAUUGGAUAUUGAUGUGGAUGAUGUCAAACUACGAGAUGUCUUUUUAUGGAAUAUGAAUGAACAAUUCCUUACACCUGAAAAGUUUGCCGAAUUACUUUGUCAAGAUAUUAAUUUGGAACCUUAUCGAUAUGUACCAUUGAUUGCAGAAUCUAUUCGAACUCAAGUGAUGGAUUUUGAAGCAAUAUAUGAUAUUGAAUUACCUAUGGAGAAUCAUGUUCGAGUAGUGAUCAAUUUGGAUCUUCAAGUGGGCAAAGUCAAUUUACGUGAUCGAUUUGAAUGGGAUCUCAACAAUACUUCCAAUAACGCACCUGAAGUAUUUAGUCAACAAAUGGCUGCUGAAUUAGGUUUAGGUGGUGAAUAUGUUCCAAUCAUAUCUCAUGCUAUUCGUGAACAAGUUUAUAGACACAAACGACAGAUGGUGGAUGAUUAUGUAACGGAUGGAGGAAUCACUGAACCGCUAUCAUCUGCUUUUAGAAAUGUAGAAAAUGCUGCACAGUGGACACCACAAAUGGAAAUUUUAUCGAAUGAAGAACUUGAAAAGCUUUUAGUUGCUCAGGAACGAAACAUCAGACGACUUCGACGUGAAAAUCGAUUCAAACGGUCUCGAAGGCGUGGAUCAAUACCUAGAACAUCUGGAAGUAAUACUGGUACACCCUCUUAGGAUUGACUAUUAUUAUUAUUAUUUUUCUUCCCUUUCUUUUUUGUGUAUAUAAUUUUAAAUUUGUUAUUUGAAUAAAAGCUCUUUUUUUGUUUC
Messenger RNA from Halteromyces radiatus, 1442 nucleotides. RefSeq lists its product as uncharacterized. Gene Ontology annotation, biological process: chromatin remodeling; regulation of transcription by RNA polymerase II. Lineage: Eukaryota; Fungi; Mucoromycota; Mucoromycetes; Mucorales; Cunninghamellaceae. The transcript has 5 exons. The coding region runs from base 138 to 1349 and encodes 403 amino acids. The record is from RefSeq and is a predicted model, not a curated record. Gene Ontology annotation, cellular component: nucleus; nuclear chromosome. Gene Ontology annotation, molecular function: transcription coregulator activity.